AUGAGCUUGGCAAGUAAGGGUAUUAAGAUGGCCGAAGUCAGUAAGUUUAAACGCUUGAGCAAUCACGUAAGCAUUCCGAGCAUAGGGCUAGGUGUUUACCAGGUGGAUAACAAGACUGCAGAACGAGUUGUGUAUCAAGCAUUGAAGGUGGGAUACAGACAUUUUGAUUCCGCACAGCUGUACAGAAAUGAAGCCGGCGUAUCAAAUGGGAUUGAAAAAUGGUUAGAUGACGUACCUAAUUCCAAGAGACAAGAUGUCUUCUACACCACAAAAAUUGCGGAUGUCAGUCACGGAUACGAGAAGACGAAGAAAUCAUUAGAAAAGUCCUUGAAAACCGCAGCAGGUCUGGAUUAUAUCGAUUUGGUUUUGGUCCAUUCACCGCAGUCAAAUACAGAGAAAAGACUAAGUACAUGGAAGGCACUGCAAGAAUUUGUUGAAAGUGGGAGAGUCAAGUCGAUUGGUGUUUCUAACUAUGGCGUCAGACACUUGAAAGAGCUCUUAGAAUGGGAAGGAUUAAAGACAAGACCAGUAAUUAAUCAGGUUGAAAUUAAUCCCUGGUUGCUUAGAAAGGAUCUGGUGGACUUCUGCCACCAUAAUGAUAUUCAAGUUGAGGCUUAUUCCCCAUUAACACGAGGCAGAAAAUUAGGUGAUGCCACUGUUAAGCGAUUAGCAGAAAAGUAUAAAAAGGAUCCAGGUCAAAUUUUGUUGAGGUGGUCUCUACAGUUGCAAUUUAUAGUGAUUCCCAAGACCGUUCAUCAAGACAGGCUAAUCAGUAAUUUUGAUGUUUAUGAUUUCGAGAUAACCGAUGACGAUAUGGCUUUAUUGACCCAUCCAGAUGAUUAUGGAGUGAUUGCAGGCUGGGAUCCAGUAAAGUAUCAAGGUUAG
This is a messenger RNA of Zygotorulaspora mrakii, 885 nucleotides long. RefSeq names its product aldo/keto reductase family protein. Bases 1 to 885 code for a protein of 294 amino acids. The transcript has a single exon. Gene Ontology annotation, molecular function: oxidoreductase activity. The record is from RefSeq and is a predicted model, not a curated record. NCBI's taxonomy places the organism in Eukaryota, Fungi, Ascomycota, Saccharomycetes, Saccharomycetales, Saccharomycetaceae.